GAUAAUUGACAUUUAACCAUAAAGUUUCUAGAUUUCUAGGUUAGGUGCCAUGUGCUUGCAUCCCUUCAAAACAAACAGUCAAUAAAAUGCAACUAACGAAAAGUGCAAGGGCUUUCGAUGCCCGAAAAGUCGAAGAAACCCUAAAAACCGAAAACAAAUUCAUAAGUGACUUAUUUUCAAUUUUGUCACUUCCUACAAGAAACGACGACAGCCCCGACGAAGAUGAACAAACCGAACCCACCAAACCCAAACUCUUCAACAAAAACGAAAAAACCAGAGCAAAAUCCCUCAACGAGCUCCAGGAGCGGCUCCACGCCAUAACCAGCAGGAAAAAACUAACCUACAAGGAUAAAGUGGCCAAAAAGAACCUAAAAAGUCGCUUGAAGAAGAAAAAUAAACAGGAUGAACGUAACGCGCAGCAGAAACUACUACGAGCGGAAAAAUCAUUGAAGAAAGAACCUGAAACGAAUAAUUUAGUGAAGCCCGCCAAACCCGUCUUCAACAGCGAGGGGAAAAUGGUGUUUUCCAAGUUCGAUUUUUCAAAUUUGGGCACAAAGAAAGAAAAGAAACAAGAGAAGGACCCUAAGAAAAUAUUAAAACAACUGGAGGACCAAAAAGAGAAGCUUGAAGAGUUACAAGAGAGUGGCGACGUGGGGAAAGUGGUAGAAAUUAAAGAGAAAACGGCGUGGAAGAACGCGUUAGCUAAAGCGGAAGGAAAGAAGGUGAAGGACGACCCUGCCUUAUUAAAAAAGAGUGUUCACAAGCAGGAGCAGAAAAAACGAGCUAGUAAGAAAAAGUGGGAAAAGAGGCAAGAAAACGUGGAGAAGGGCAAGAAGGAGCGCCAGGACAAGCGAACGGCCAAUAUCGAGAAACGGAAAAAAGAGAAGAAAAAUAAAAAACUUAAAAAAGCUGUAAAGAAAGGGAAGAUCAUUCCUGGGUUUUAGGUGUAAAUAAAUUUUCAUUUUUUAUUA
Messenger RNA from Zophobas morio, 971 nucleotides. Its product is annotated as surfeit locus protein 6 homolog. The transcript has 2 exons. The record is from RefSeq and is a predicted model, not a curated record. Gene Ontology annotation, biological process: ribosomal large subunit biogenesis; ribosomal small subunit biogenesis. Bases 87 to 944 code for a protein of 285 amino acids. Gene Ontology annotation, molecular function: DNA binding; RNA binding. Lineage: Eukaryota; Metazoa; Arthropoda; Insecta; Coleoptera; Tenebrionidae. Gene Ontology annotation, cellular component: nucleolus.